This is a messenger RNA of Rhodamnia argentea, 1414 nucleotides long. Its product is annotated as protein RETICULATA-RELATED 4, chloroplastic-like. The record is from RefSeq and is a predicted model, not a curated record. Lineage: Eukaryota; Viridiplantae; Streptophyta; Magnoliopsida; Myrtales; Myrtaceae. The coding region runs from base 136 to 1311 and encodes 391 amino acids. The transcript has 9 exons.
CUGUUUUUCGGCCUCUCAUCAGUAAGACAUCGACACUGUACAGCUCUCUCUCUCUCUCGUGGGUGUUUUGUCUUUGGUUUGGGUUUGUGCGAUUCUUUCUCUCCGUCUCGCACAAACCCAGACUCAUCGAGAAGCAUGGCUUUCACCAUUUUCUCGUUAAGCCUCUCCCCACACUCUCCCUCUCUCUCGUUGACGGCUCAUCACCACCACCCCCACCACUCUCACGACUCUCCCUGCCACAGCUUCAUGAUCGUGACACGCCGUGUGAGCUCUGAGUCGUUGGUCUCUACUUCCCCUGCACGUCACUCUUCUGCCAUCAUCCGUGGCCGCCGCCGCCGCCUUCCGCCCCUUCUCUACUCUGGCGACGGGGGUGGCCCCAGUGGCGGAGGCGGAGGUGGGAAAGGAGGUGGCGAUGGAAGAGGUGGUGGCGAUGGCUCUGGGUCACGCAACAGGAUCGAGGCUCUUCUUGCGUUAGCUGAGGUUUCGAGGACGUUGGAUAGCAUUCCAAAGGACUUGGCCGUAGCAAUACAGGCAGGUAAGGUGCCAGCUGCAGUGGUGGAGAGGUACUUGGACCUUGAGAAGUCGGCGGUGUUUCGGUGGUUGCUUCAGUUUGGAGGAUUUAGGGAGAGGCUACUUGCUGAUGAUCUGUUCUUGACCAAGGUUGCCAUCGAGUGCGGUGUUGGCAUCUUCACCAAGAGUGCUGCAGAGCUGGAGCGGCGGAGAGAGAAGUUCACAAAGGAGCUGGAUUUUGUUUUUGCUGACGUGGUGAUGGCCAUUAUAGCAGAUUUCAUGCUGGUCUGGCUUCCAGCGCCCACCGUUUCUCUCCGGCCUCCCCUUGCUAUCAAUGCUGGAGCACUCUCUAAGUUCUUCUAUGGCUGUCCUGAUAAUGCUUUUCAGGUAGCUCUGGCUGGUAGCUCUUACUCACUGUUGCAGAGAAUGGGUGCAGUCGUGCGUAACGGGGCCAAGCUUUUCGUUGUUGGAACUGGUGCAUCUUUGAUUGGUACAGGUUUGACAAAUGUGUUGAUAAACACACGGAAGUUUUUCGACAAAACCUUUGCGGUUGAGGCAGAGGAUGUGCCUGUUCUGUCCACAAGCGUCGCAUACGGAGUAUACAUGGCAGUUUCUAGCAAUCUAAGAUAUCAGGUGCUGGCUGGAGUUAUUGAGCAAAGAAUCCUAGAGCCCUUGCUACACCAGCACAAGAUCAUACUCGGUGCAAUCUGCUUCGCCGUUCGAACUGGCAAUACAUUCUUGGGUUCAUUGAUGUGGGUGGAUUAUGCGCGAUGGACAGGAAUUCAACAGAUUCGAGAAUAAUACAUUGCUACACAUUUAGCUGACAUUUCACCAGCAAAUUGUAAUUCUGGAAUGUGCAUUUGUAGGAUUGCCUGUCCAAGAAUAAACCUUUCUGUGUUUUGCU